AUGGUGUACAUGUCGGAAACAAUUGGCGAUGUGAAGGAACACAUUUAUCAAGUAGAGGGGUUACCACCUGAUCGAAUACAUUUGAUCUUUGAUGGAAGAUAUCUAGACGAUGGUAAAACUUUGAAGGAUUAUAACAUCAAAAAAGAUUCUACAUUGCACUUGCAUCCGAGGAUGAGAGGUUAUAUUUUUGUUAAGACUUUAACAGGGGAGAUCAAGCUGGAUGUGAAAAGCUCAGAGACCAUUGGUGAUGUAAAGGCAUCGAUUCAGAAGAUAGAAGGGAUUCCACAGCAUCAACAGCUUUUAAUCAUUGAUGGAAAGAUCCUCGAGGAUGGUAAAACUUUGAAGGAUCAUAACAUCAAAAACGAAUCUACAUUGGAACUGGUUAUGAAGGCGGGAGGAGAUACUAUUCGGAUUUUUAUCACGACAUUUACAGGUAAGACAAUCACGUUGGAGGUGGAGAGGUCAGACACCAUUGAUAUUGUGAAGUCAAAGAUUCAGGAAAUAGAAGGGAUUUCACGACAUCGUCAGCGCUUGAUAAUUGCUGGAAAGUACCUCAAGGAUGAUGCGACUUUAAUGGAUUAUAAGAUCCAACAAGGAUCUACCUUGGAUCUGGUUAUGAGGUUGGGAGGUGAUAUGAGGAUUUAUGUUAAGGUUUUGACAUGGAAGACGAUCACCCUGGAGGUGAAAAGCUCAGACACCAUUAAUGACGUGAAGGUAAAGAUUGAGGAGAAACAGGGAAUUCCUCCUCUUCAGCAGGAACUUAUAUUUGAUGGGAAAGAGCUACAAGGUUAUUGGAAUCUGGCUUAUUAUAAUAUCCAACCCGAGUCUACUCUCAAGCUUCUUCUGCGACUUUGA
Lactuca virosa is the source of this 855-nucleotide messenger RNA. NCBI's taxonomy places the organism in Eukaryota, Viridiplantae, Streptophyta, Magnoliopsida, Asterales, Asteraceae. The record is from the annotation of a GenBank genome assembly.